Oryza brachyantha (malo sina) is the source of this 1336-nucleotide messenger RNA. RefSeq names its product probable adenylate kinase 6, chloroplastic. The transcript has 4 exons. Gene Ontology annotation, cellular component: mitochondrion; cytoplasm. Gene Ontology annotation, molecular function: ATP binding; AMP kinase activity. Gene Ontology annotation, biological process: nucleobase-containing compound metabolic process. Bases 78 to 935 code for a protein of 285 amino acids. The record is from RefSeq and is a predicted model, not a curated record. Lineage: Eukaryota; Viridiplantae; Streptophyta; Magnoliopsida; Poales; Poaceae.
AAAAGGAGAAAAAAAAUCGGAAAUAUCUCUGUCCGCUCGCUGUUCGCUUCCCAGGUCGGCGAGGCGGCUGCGUGGUGAUGGCGGCGAUCUCGCGCGCGAUCCGGGCGUGCGCCGCCGCGGCGGGGUGGUCCGGGCGGGGCAUGGCCUCGUCGGCGAAGGAGGUGGCGGCGGCUGGGGCGAGGGCGGCGGCGGCGGUGGCGCGCCGCGGGCGGGACCCGGAGGACGGGAGGCGCGUGCAGUGGGUGUUCCUCGGCUGCCCCGGGGUGGGGAAGGGCACCUACGCCAGCCGCCUCUCGCAGAUGCUCCGCGUGCCCCACAUCGCCACCGGCGACCUCGUCCGCGACGCCCUCGCCUCCCCUGGCCCCUUCUCCAAGCAGCUGGCGGAGAUUGUGAAUAAUGGAAAGCUUGUGUCGGAUGAGAUCAUAAUAAAUCUUCUGUCAAAGCGGCUGGAAGAGGGAGCAGAAAAGGGUGAAUUGGGUUUCAUACUUGAUGGUUUUCCAAGAACCAUAAGACAAGCGGAGAUACUUGAAGGAGUCACAGAGAUUGAUUUGGUUAUCAACCUCAAACUCCGAGAAGAGGCUCUGCUUGCAAAAUGCCUUGGUAGAAGGAUGUGCAGCCAAUGUGGUGGAAAUUUUAAUGUAGCUUCCAUUGAUAUGGAGGGUGAAAAUGGUGGUCCUCGAAUGUACAUGCCUCCACUACUCCCUCCUCCUCAGUGUGAAUCGAAGUUGAUUACUAGAGCUGAUGAUACUGAAGAGGUGGUAAAGGAGCGAAUGCGUGUUUACCAUGAUUUGAGUGAGCCAGUGGAGAAAUUCUACAGGGCACGUGGGAAACUCUUGGAGUUCAAUUUACCAGGAGGAAUACCGGAAUCAUGGCCAAAGUUACUGCAGGCAUUGAAUUUAGAAGAUUCUGGCAAUGAAAGAUCUGCAGCAGCAUAAUUUUGCUUAGAACUGUGCGUUAUGUAUUUGUAGUCCUAUGCCAGAAGUACUUAAGUGAUGAGUAUUCCUUGUACCACUAGAAGUAGGCCAUUCGAGUUAUCAAAAUUAUUUUGAUACAGCACUUAAUUGUAUAGGUGAUUGAUCAUCGAUGUUGCAUGAUCGAUGAGUGUGCUGGAAUGAAAAGACUUCCAAUAAACCUAGGGACAUUUAUUUGUAGCCAACUAUAAUUGUUGAAAGCAAACCAAGGCAAGCUUUGAUAGUAUAAGGUUUAUUGGAAGUUUCCUUGUAAUGCAACAAUGCAUGUUUGACAACAACACACAGCAACCAUUGUAAUGAAAUUCUGGUGCUAUUUACACACUGACAAUGUUUGUAUAAGGGUCUGAAGUUUCCUUGUCGCAGGU